Messenger RNA from Cyclospora cayetanensis, 666 nucleotides. RefSeq lists its product as uncharacterized. The record is from RefSeq and is a predicted model, not a curated record. The transcript has 4 exons. The annotation marks the transcript as partial. NCBI's taxonomy places the organism in Eukaryota, Apicomplexa, Conoidasida, Eucoccidiorida, Eimeriidae.
CUUGGCGCAGCAGCCGCUGCAGCAGCUGCAGCAGCAGCUGCUGCAGCAGCAGCUGCUGCGGCUGUCCUACACACCACCAGGGAGGAUAGGGUGUCUGGACGCCGCAAAAUGCGCACAGCUGCAGCAAGGAGGAGGACGGCUGGUCCGACACCAGGGCAGCCGCAACGCCACGAAUAUCAAAAAACCCGCCCUGCUGCCCGUCGUCUUCGGGUGACUCAGCGAACAGUUUCCUAUGCAGCGGCAUCUGCAAAGGCUCGAGCGCUGCCAUCAAAGGGAUCCGCAGUGGCCGCAUCAAAGCUCGCCGCUGUAGGUGCAGAGGUGCUGGCGAAGGUGGGGUUGCUCGCUGGAAUUACAAGGCGCGUCAUCAUCUGGAGGCCAGAGGAAAAACUACGGUACGAUUGGCUACGGGAAGGUGGUGCAGGGUUGAGAGGGGGUAGAGCUAGGGGGGCGAGCGGCUGUCGGGAAGGGGCCGCAGUGGCAGCCUCGUCUACAGAUUCUUCGGGCGCAGUCGCAACCACCCCGCGCAGCGAAACUUCUUUGCAUUCGGCUGCUGAAAGUCCUAAUAGCCUGCGCUGCUCGCAAGGGGCCCCCCCCGAGAAGGCGGCAACUCCCCGCGACGGAGGCGGCAUCUUUGGCUGGAUUGCACGCACAUUCUGGGCUUCUUGA